Molecule: messenger RNA, 726 nt
Organism: Penicillium cataractarum
Lineage: Eukaryota; Fungi; Ascomycota; Eurotiomycetes; Eurotiales; Aspergillaceae
Exons: 1
Coding region: 1-726 (241 amino acids)
Source: RefSeq, a predicted model, not a curated record
AUGACCAGCACUGCCAGCACUACCAACAUCUCUAGCCCCCCAGGGCCCCCGGAGAUGCCAACUAAGCUGCAGUACGAGCUGAAGACAAUCCGGGAAAUGCAGGAAAGACUGAGCCUCGGUAUUUCCCAAAUGGUGCGCAACUUCGGAGACACGACCCACGGCGAGCUGCAGGACUACUGCCGAAUGUCCGAACUCAUGACCAAAAGAACAGCCACACUUCGGAUCCAACUGGAGAAGAUCGACCCAACCGGUCUGUACGAUGUGUGCAAGAAGCUCUGGGACGUUGAGUGGGAGUCCAAGCAGCUGUCUGCCAUGUACCGUCACCAGGCGUACCUCUACCAAAUUUGGCUGCAAGGAUUCCGCGAGCAGUCCAGCAAGCAAGCCGCAGUACUCGAGUUACUCCUGAACGAUCCCGUCUUCGACCCCCUUCGCCUGCCCAUGGAUGCCCUCUACCGGAAUGACCCUGACGCUACGCCAUAUACAACCGAUUAUACGCAACACUUUGUUGGCGAGGAUCCCCUGCACACGGACGCCGUUGAACUGCGACGUGCACCCGAGACGGUCGAUUUUUCCUCGACACCUACCGUGCUGCUCGGUGGAAGCCCUCUGGUGAAGUUUUAUGGCCAGUCUCAGGGUUGUAGACGCAGGGGGCGUGAAGAGGUUGCGACUAUCAAUCCGGCUUUGUUGCAGCUGAGGGAUCCAGACGAAUUUCUCAACCUGACCUGA